This is a messenger RNA of Phlebotomus papatasi, 1390 nucleotides long. Its product is annotated as organic solute transporter alpha-like protein. The transcript is spliced from 5 exons. Bases 249 to 1223 code for a protein of 324 amino acids. Gene Ontology annotation, molecular function: transporter activity. Gene Ontology annotation, biological process: transport. The record is from RefSeq and is a predicted model, not a curated record. NCBI's taxonomy places the organism in Eukaryota, Metazoa, Arthropoda, Insecta, Diptera, Psychodidae.
AAUCUUGAUUAUUAAAGUUCCCCCAGUUGAGCUAUGAGCGCUCAGUUCUUCGUUAGCUCUUGCCAGGUGAUAGUGCCUUUACUCGCAAAUCGCCAGCACAUUUUCCCAAAGUUUUGUGUGAUAUUGUGCUGUGGCUGAGUCGAGGAAAAGUCUCUGUGGAGUUCAGUCAGCUCAUAUUUUGAGGCUCUCCCAUUGGUGCAGGAGCUCUUUUCUGGGUGCUUUCUAAGGGAUUUCUCAAGUGGUUCGAAAUGGAGGGUGUCAGUGGGAAUAAUUUCAAGUGUCUCAAUGAUGAUUUACCGAGUGCUAGUGAAAUGUUCUCAGGAAUUUCUGCCCCGAUAGUCACUUGCAUUGCAAUUGGUGGAUGUGUGUUCAUCACCACCAUCACCAUCUUCUGGACGCAAGUGAGAUUCCUCCUGGAAAACACACCAAAACCCUACAAAUCUCGCACAGUCACUUUGUGUGCCAUUUAUCAGAUUGUCUCCCUGGUUUGCUUCGUAUCCAUGAUCAUCCCGAGAUUCUUCUUGCUGGCAGAGAUGAUUGCAGUGUUAACAUUUGGAUUUGCUGCCUUCCAAAUCAAAUGCCUCGUCAUCGAGUACGCGAGCGGCGAGAGCAACUUCAUAAAAAUCGCCGGCGACAAUGCGCUUAACAUGAGAGUACCGCCUUUCUGCCUCUUCUAUGGCUGCCUCAGGAAUGGAGAAUCCAUCAACAAAGUCAAAUUCCUCUCAAUUCGCCUCCUGAUCGGUCAGUUUGUAGUGGUCCAGGGGGUCCUCUAUGUCAUGCUGACCGCGAUCUACGUCGACGAACCGAACUUUUACAAUUCUAUUCGUUUUUACUUCAUUCCUUUCGUAAUCAUCUCGAUUUGUUGCUGCAUAUGGGGUCUUCAAAUGCUUAUGAGGAUGAUCGCUCCUUAUUUCCCCUAUUACAAAAUUAUGCAGAAGUACCUGGUAGUUCAAUUGGUUCUGCUCAUGUGCAAAAUUCAACCAACAAUUGCAGACUUGGUGGUGACUAAUGUUAACUUCCCUUGCAAUUAUCCUCUGACGCCUCAUGUGUACAAGAAUGUUGUGAUAAAUCUACUGAUACUCAUUCAGAUGAUGUUUUUGUCAAUCUGGGCUAUAAAACUGUAUCGAAAGCCGCUGAAGAAGCCACAGGUUCACACAGUCUACCGAUCUACGUCGAUCACAACGAGUAACCUCAGUGUUAACACAACAGUUGAGUACAUGUAGGAUCUUAACCAAAAAAAAACCCUAAAAAUAAGUGCUAUUUAUUGUGAUAAAUUAUAAAACAAAACCUCUCUUCCCUCAUUAAGUUAUUUAUAAUUAAGUGGAUACAAUAUGGGAGAAUCAUCUUAUAGAUGGAAACCUAAAUAAAUUUGAUAGAAAACGAUUAAAAA